UGCUAGGGGUCCUUCAAGGAUCAGAGGAAACCAGAAGAGUGAGAAUAGCGGUGACCAUGCCGACUGUCAGCGUCAAAAGGGAUCUUCUGUUCCAAGCCUUGGGCAGAGAAUAUACUGAUGAAGAAUUUGAUGAACUGUGCUUUGAGUUUGGGCUGGAGCUGGAUGAGAUUACCACAGAGAGAGACAUCAUCAGCCGUGAACAGGGGGAUGUGAAGGCAGAGGGAGCCUCUGAUGUCAUCCUGUAUAAGAUCGAUGUGCCGGCCAACCGUUACGACCUGCUAUGCCUGGAAGGACUGGUCAGGGGACUGCAGGUCUUCAAGGAGAGGAUGGAGGCACCCAGGUACAAACGUGUGAGUCCAUCCAGCGGGGAGCCCCAGAGGCUGAUCAUCACAGAGGAGACAGCGGCAGUGCGUCCACAUGCGGUGGCUGCAGUCCUGCGCAACAUCACCUUCACUCAGGAGCACUACGAAAGCUUCAUUGAGCUGCAGGAGAAGCUGCAUCAGAAUGUCUGCAGGAAAAGGACGCUGGUGGCCAUCGGCACUCAUGACCUGGACACAAUCUCUGGUCCCUUCACCUACACGGCCAAACCCCCUGGUGACAUCCGCUUCAAGCCUCUGAACCAGACGAAGGAGUACACGGCCACAGAGCUCAUGAGCCUGUACAAGAAUGACAGUCAUUUACGACAUUACCUUCACAUUAUUGAGGACAAGCCAGUGUACCCCGUCAUCUACGACAGCAAUGGCAUUGUGCUGUCUAUGCCUCCCAUUAUCAAUGGGGACCAUUCUAAAAUCUCCUUGAACACAAAAAACGUUUUCAUUGAGUGUACAGCCACUGAUCUUACAAAGGCAAAAAUAGUUCUGGACAUGAUCGUCACGAUGUUCAGUGAAUACUGUGAAGAGCCAUUCACGGUGGAGGAGGCUGAAGUUGUCUAUCCUGAUGGAAGAGUCUGCAAGUACCCAGAACUGGCAUACAGGAAGGAGAUGCUGAGUGGAGAUUUUAUCAACCAAAAAGUUGGCAUCAAUGAGUCGGCGGACCGCAUCGCCCAGCUCCUCACUCGGAUGUGCCUGCGCUCUGAGGUGGUCGGGGAAGACGGCCAGAUCGAGGUGGAGCUCCCGCCAACGCGCUCCGAUGUCAUCCAUGCCUGUGACAUCAUGGAGGACGCCGCCAUUGCCUACGGGUUCAACAACAUCGUCCGCACCACCCCGCGUACCUACACUGUUGCCAACCAGCUCCCCCUGAACAAGCUGACAGAGCUUCUGAGGCAUGACAUUGCAGCUGCUGGCUUCACUGAGGCCCUCACAUUUGCCCUGUGCUCCCAGGAGGACAUCGCUGAUAAACUGGGGAAGAACAUUGCAGAAACAAGAGCCGUGCACAUAGCCAACCCCAAAACAGCCGAGUUCCAGGUGGCACGCACCACCCUACUUCCAGGUGUGCUGAAAACAGUGGCUGCCAACAGGAAGAUGCCUCUACCACUGAAGCUGUUUGAGAUCUCUGACGUGGUGCUGAAGGACGAUACGAAAGACGUGGGCGCCAAGAACAACCGGCGCCUGUGUGCCAUCUACUACAACAAGAGCCCCGGGUUUGAGGUGAUUCAUGGCCUGCUGGACCGAGUGAUGCAGCUGCUGGAAGUGAAGCCGGGCAAAGGGGAGGGGUACCACAUCCAGGCGGCUGAAGAUUCCACUUUUUUCCCAGGGCGCUGUGCUGAGAUAUUUGCGUACGGGAAGAGCAUUGGACACCUCGGGGUCCUUCACCCGGAUAUCAUCAACCGCUUUGAGCUCAACAUGCCCUGCUCCGCCCUGGACAUCGACAUCGAGCCCUUCCUGUGAGCCACGCCCACGGCAGCACCUGUCACCACUCAUUACGGACUCAUCUGGGCCCCUUCGACUCAUUCCAGCUCCGCCCACUGCAGAACCCGGUUCAGAGAGCAUUGCAGCUCAGCUCAGACCAUACAUGGCACAUUGCAUCCUCACUGUCCCACAUUUUGUCUCCACUUUGCCACCCACGGCCCUCUGUAAACAAAGUCUUUAAGUCUCGCAUCAAUAUUUCAGCAGAAGUCAGAGUGGUGAGAUCAGCUUUCCUCCUUUCAGUGCCCAGACAGCUCUGCACGCCUACUGCUCUGUCCAGACACCUCAGACCAUGUGACCCAGCAGAACUGUCGUCACUGCUGGUCUGUGAAGAACUCUGUCCUCUGGAGUAGAGUUGUUUGGUUUAUAGUCCAGUUGGGUCAUCUAGACCGCAAAUUAAAUUUGUAGCCCAGUUAGUGUCAUGCUCCAUAUCUCAGUAUGAUAAAUAUACAGGACAAAUGAGGGAUCGCUUUGACAGAUGGUGAUGUCAAAUGCACAUGAUCAAUAAGCCUGUUUAUUUAUAUGGCUGUGUUUUAAGUUACUGUAACAAUCUUCACGUGAAUAAAAACCAAUAUAAAAAGUG
Megalops cyprinoides (Indo-Pacific tarpon) is the source of this 2427-nucleotide messenger RNA. RefSeq names its product phenylalanyl-tRNA synthetase subunit beta (gene farsb). The coding region runs from base 57 to 1826 and encodes 589 amino acids. Gene Ontology annotation, cellular component: phenylalanine-tRNA ligase complex; cytoplasm. Gene Ontology annotation, molecular function: RNA binding; ATP binding; phenylalanine-tRNA ligase activity. NCBI's taxonomy places the organism in Eukaryota, Metazoa, Chordata, Actinopteri, Elopiformes, Megalopidae. The transcript has 17 exons. The record is from RefSeq and is a predicted model, not a curated record. Gene Ontology annotation, biological process: phenylalanyl-tRNA aminoacylation.